Molecule: messenger RNA, 1507 nt
Organism: Arabidopsis lyrata subsp. lyrata
Lineage: Eukaryota; Viridiplantae; Streptophyta; Magnoliopsida; Brassicales; Brassicaceae
Exons: 7
Coding region: 178-1380 (400 amino acids)
Source: RefSeq, a predicted model, not a curated record
UAGAAAGAGAGGGCCACUUGCCACUCAGUGAUGGUAUAUAGAUUGUUUUCUGAUAUUAAUUAAUGGCCUCAGACUCAGAGUAAUGUGACACCUUUAUAUAUAUACUUGUUGUUUCAUUAAACUUCUGACAAUCAUAAUAAAGAGAGCCUUUAAAUAUUUAUAGUUAUAUCAAUUGCCAUGAUUUCUUCUGAUAAGCUUCUUCUGCUUACUUUUUCAGCGCUAUCUCUCAUUCUAGUUGUAGAGAGUCACAGACCAAUAUUACUAGAAGAUAAUGAAAACGAGUUGGUGAGGUUACUCAACUAUAUCAAUAAACCUCCAAUAAAGAGUUUUCAGACUGAACAUGGUGAUAUAUUGGAUUGCAUUGACAUUCAAAAGCAGCUAGCAUUUGAUCAUCCUCAGCUCAAAAACCAUUCUAUUCAGUUGAGGCCUACAACUAUACCUAAAUGGACCAUACAUAAUAAUAAUGAUUCUCGUUCCGUACCGCUUCGACAAGAUGGCAUAAGUUGUCCACUUGGGACCGUGAUUGUUAAGAGGACCACACCGGACGAUCUUAUACAAGAUCAGCGUUUGAAAACCAUGGGGUUAAACUAUUCAAGAUAUGUUUCUUCGAAGAGCAAGAACAUUGAUCUGACUGGUUUUCAUUUUGCUGUUGCUCAGUACAAAAAUUCUCAUUAUGGAGCAAAGGGAAACCUUAAUCUUUGGGAACCAGAAGUUUCACCUAAUCAAUUCAGUCUUGCAAGUAUGCUUAUCUCUAGAGGCUUAAAUGAGCAGUUUCAAGGGAUUAGAGCUGGAUGGAUAGUGUAUCAAUGGCUGAACCGGAAUCACACUCGCUUAUAUACCUACUGGACUACGGAUGGAUUUAAGAAGACAGGUUGCUACAAUACAUUAUGUCCUGGCUUUAUACAAGUGAACACUGAUAUCCCACUUGGCUUACUUCUUCAACCAGUUUCUACUUACAAUGGCGAACAAUAUGAAAUAAACAUCAACAUAUAUAAGGAUCAUAUUACAGGAAAUUGGUGGUUGGUUGCGUUCGAUAAUUAUGUUGGAUACUGGCCAAAUUCAUUGUUCACAGAUAUUGGUUUAAGCCAUGGAGCAAGUUAUGUAUCAUGGGGAGGAGAAGUAUACAGUCCAGUGAAAGAGAAGAGUCCAAGCAUGGGAAGUGGACAUUUCCCAGAAGAGGGUUUCAAGAAAGCAGCCUAUGUGAGUGGUAUUGAAGUAGUCGAAGAUACUAAAUUGGAAGGUUCGAUGGGUCCACCACUUCAUUCUCUAACAACAUUUUCAAGCACCCCAAAUUGUUACAAAGCCAUAAAGAAACCAGGUAUUGGUGAACUUUGGGAUAACGCUAUUUUCUUUGGAGGGCCAGGAGGAUGUACAUUCUAGUUACCAUGUUCUUAAGAUCGAUCUUUGUUUUUUAUUUUGUUUUUAAGUUGAAAAAGAAAUUAAAUAAUACAGUUGUUUUGGUGGAAGAAUUCAAUCAAUUAUGCUGGAAGAUACUGUUAAAGCUACU